AUGUCUAGUUUUCAAACGGAGAGUGGCAGAUUCUGGACACCAAAUUUAGUUCUUUCAAAUGAUGCUGAAAUGAUGGAUAAAAUUGGGACAGAAUGGAGGCAUACGCGUUUCUGUGCUAAUGGCUCAGCGCAUUAUAUCCCAAACGAGAACGGUGCUUGGAAAUACAUGUAUAUAGAUUCAAGAAUAAAGAGUUUCACUACGCCUGAUUAUUCAAGCAUACAUGUGUUUUUACUCUUUAAAAGAAAGCCUCGUUUUGCCAUCGUUAAUGUGAUAGUACCAACUAUCUUCAUGUCGUUUUUGAGCAUUUUUGUGUUCCUUAUACCAUCUAAUAGCGGCGAAAGAAUCUCAUAUACUAUAACACUACUUCUUGCAAUUGCCGUGUUUCUUACAUUGGUUGGUGAAAAUCUACCUAAGAAUUCAAACCCAAUGGCAUAUAUUAGCUAUUAUCUGAUUGGCAUGUUAACAGAAAGUAUACGUGUAAUACUGGCAACAAUUUUCAGUCUGCAGUUAUAUUAUGCAGAUGACAGUGAAUCAGUGCCCGGAUGCUUGACAAAACUAGUCACGUGGUGUAGAAAAAAGAAGAACCCGAGACACAUAGACUCUUUUCAUUGGCUCCCAAACACGAAUAUAAACAGUGUUUAUAUACCAAAUGAAGAGACGGAGAUCGAAGGUCAUGGCAGAAUAAAUGGACAAGUGUCAACCAUACAUCACAACCUAGGAAAACGCAAACACAUCACAAUGGCAGUGUAUUCGAAAGAUGUCGACAACAAAGAUAAAGACAACGAAAUUAAUAUCACAUUGAAAGAUGCCAGUGAUGUCGUUGACAUAGCUUUCUUUAUUUUCUUUUUGUUAUAUUUGUUAUAA
Molecule: messenger RNA, 864 nt
Organism: Mercenaria mercenaria
Lineage: Eukaryota; Metazoa; Mollusca; Bivalvia; Venerida; Veneridae
Product: 5-hydroxytryptamine receptor 3A-like
Exons: 1
Coding region: 1-864 (287 amino acids)
Biological process (GO): monoatomic ion transmembrane transport; regulation of membrane potential; nervous system process
Cellular component (GO): synapse; neuron projection; membrane
Molecular function (GO): neurotransmitter receptor activity; monoatomic ion channel activity; transmembrane signaling receptor activity
Source: RefSeq, a predicted model, not a curated record